This is a messenger RNA of Helianthus annuus (common sunflower), 2064 nucleotides long. RefSeq lists its product as uncharacterized. Lineage: Eukaryota; Viridiplantae; Streptophyta; Magnoliopsida; Asterales; Asteraceae. The record is from RefSeq and is a predicted model, not a curated record. The transcript is spliced from 4 exons. Bases 1 to 2064 code for a protein of 687 amino acids.
AUGGCGGAUCCUGAUGGAACAAACAGCCACACAAAUGAUGAAGAUUAUGAUAACGCUCAGGUGCACCUAACCGGCGCACAACUGAAAGCUUUAAUUGACGAAGCUGUCCAGGCAGCCCUGAAUCGUCAAUCUACUGCGACCUACAGCAGACUCAUGGAUACCUCAGAUACGGGAGACUCGGACACUACUGGACCUCGACCCAUGGAGUCGGACGAGAUUAUGUCAUCAGAGCACGAGGUGCAUACCUCGGAUUAUACUAGUACAGACGACGACGACUUUCAGCCGUUCGCACUACCUGACGGCGUCGAUGAGCCCAUCGUUGGUGGUCCUGCUGCGGAUCUUCCUCUCGCUGCGUCUUCUGCCGCCCCUAUGCCGAGCUUUGUUUUUGAGCAUGACGAUUUUGAGGAUUCUGACCCUGUUUUUCCUCCUGGAUUUGAUCCAGACCGUGAUAUUGAGUAUGUUCAUAUGGACCAGCAUGUAGAGGACCCUGUUGACCUUGCCGACCCUAUCGAUCCCAUAGAUCCAGAUUUUGACUUCGAUAUGGCGUUUGUCGAUCCCGAGCCUGCCGUAGCUCCAGAGCAGGCAGCUGCUUUCGAUCCCGUACAUGAGCAUGGUUUGGCGCAUGCUGAUGUUCCUGUCGAUCCUGUUCUGGCUGACCCGCCCGUUGGCGAUUUUCCUGUUGAUGAUAUUCCUUUGUUAGAUGCUGACCAUGUUGUUGAUCCUCUUGUUGACCCUCCGCUGAUCGCUGACGUCCCAGUUGACCCUCAUGUCGAUCAUGUUGAUCCUGUUGUUGCCCACGUUGAUCCUGCUUUAGCUCCUGUUGAUCCCUUACCUAUUGAGCCCGAGCAUGCUCUGAAAAUGCCACCUGUUAUAUUUCGCGGACGAGGAAGGGGUAGACGAGGCCGAGGAGAGAUCGUUACCCGUAACGAUCACGAAGCAGGACCGUCAGGUACACGACCUCCCUCAAUAACAAGGAGCGAGGAACCCCAGCGAAGAAGAGACCUGUACGAGCCAGCGAGACACUCAACCUCGCACAGUUCAACACCAUCCUACCGACACUCGUUCGGGCCAGACUCGGAGAACGACCCGAACAACCCGCAGCCUUCCUACAUUCUGCUACAACGCUCGGUAUCUACCCGUGCAUUUGGGGAUCCUACCCCGUACUUCAUAGGUCAGUUCAACCCGGCUGACUAUAUACAUGAACCUUCAGGAUUCGUUCCACUUGGUCCUCAAGACCAGUUUUCGGAAGACCCCAUGGAAGAAGACGAGGAUCCUACCGAGCCAGCGCGUGGUACGCCCACGCAUCCGAUCGAAAUCUCUGAUGGAUCAUCAUACCAUGGUCCACAAUACCAAGGCCCUGACAGCUUUAUGGCCUUGUUCGACCAGCAUGAGUGGUAUUACACACCAUCUCAGCAUGAGUCGUCGCAGCAGCAGCAACAUCAGCGAGAUCCUUCUGAGGACCCGCACUUUGAGGCAGUGACGCCACCGCCUCCCCCAGCUACUCAGCCGGUAAUACCCGAUCCGCCAAGGCGGAGAAGAUCAAACGCAAGAAUGUCUACUCGUGGAGGGGAUUUCCACUUUAGCACCCCACGACAUUCAAGUGGUAGUCAUUACCCAUCCUUACCGGAGGAAGGGCCUUCAAGCCCAGCUCACGAGGCGAACUCAGCACUGGUUGCACGUAAUUCGCCGCCAUUUGGGGACGACCGCCCGCUACCUCCAUAUGCAACAAAUUAUAAUCCAUUUGAGCCAACAUCGCGCGCGCACUACAACUACAACUACGAGCGCGACCCCUACGUGGUAGCGGCCAGGUAUGACGCCCGCUACCCAGAUAGAGCUCAAGGACCUCCAAGAGCGCCAGAUUACUCAGCUCAUGGGUAUCCCGCGCCACCAAGACCUCCAGCUCCUCAAGCACAACCACGAUUUUCUCCUCCCGAGCAAGAGGAGAUACUCCAGCGAUUAGAUCGCGUGGAGAGAGAGUUUGAGGAAGAAAAGAAGAGCCACCGAGGCUUCCUGAAGGGCUUGGCAAGCCUAUUGAAGGGCAAGAAGAAAAAGCGAGACCACUAG